Messenger RNA from Fonsecaea multimorphosa CBS 102226, 1362 nucleotides. RefSeq lists its product as uncharacterized. Gene Ontology annotation, cellular component: cytoplasm. The record is from RefSeq and is a predicted model, not a curated record. The transcript has a single exon. Bases 1 to 1362 code for a protein of 453 amino acids. NCBI's taxonomy places the organism in Eukaryota, Fungi, Ascomycota, Eurotiomycetes, Chaetothyriales, Herpotrichiellaceae.
AUGCCCCUAACCGUCCUCACCGAUGCAGAUGUGAGGGAGUUGUUGUACACCCUCACCAAGGAGGAUGUCGACGAACUCCAAUCCAACCUCGCCGAGGCCCUCCAUUCAUACUCGACGGGCGACACCAAUUCCCCCUGUUGCGCGUCUUUCCAGCCACAACGGACAAUCAUUAAGAAGAAUGGCGUCACGACCCUGUUCAUGCCAGCAUCCACAGGAACCUCUGUCGGGAUGAAGAUCGUGUCGCUUGAGCAACCGGACGUACCCCUCCAAAGCAAGUCUUCAGUCUCGUCGGCCAAAUCUGACAGCCAUUCUGGAACCCCCACAGGCAGCAUGUCAUCCUCGACCUCGGUCAAGUCUGCGACGAAUGAUCUCAAUUCCAUGACCCUGACUCCGUCAUCCACCAUGUCAUCUGGAAGGGAUUCGAUCGAUGGCGCUUCAUUCCAAGCUCCUGCAUCGGUCGCCAGCUCUCGAAGUACCACGCCCAAGGGAUCUGUUACCCUACUCGACUCCGCGGGAAAUCCCAUGGGUAUCGUCAACGCCGAAGAACUCACGGCGUUCAGAACGGCGUUGGCGUCGACGUUGAUGCUUAAGAAGCGAGAGAACGUCCACACCGUGACGGUCUUUGGGGCAGGAAAGCAAGCAUACUGGCACAUCAGACUGGCCCUGAUCCUAAAGGGCGACCAAAUCCGGCAUGUCAACAUCAUCAACCGCAGCUUCGAGAGGUCGAUUAAAUUAAUGAAAGCAUUUCAAGUGACGGCAGAUUUCAACGACCAAUGGCGCAAAGACAUCAAAUUCUCGGCCAUGAGUCCGGAAUUUGGCGAAUAUGGCCGGUUACUGAAGGAGGAGGUGCGGAAAGCAGAUGUCAUCUUCUGCUGCACGCCGUCGGUCGAGCCUCUUUUUCCGGCCGAGUUCCUGACAUCGCGCGAAGGACGGAGGAAAGGCAGGUAUAUCGUGGCCAUCGGCUCCUACGCGCCACACAUGUGCGAGAUUCAUCCCGACGUCUUGAAAGUGGCGGUGGAGCCUCACGAAGGGCACCGUCAUCACCACCGGCAUGCGAGGCAGGGCGGGGUGAUUAUUGUCGACAGCCUUGAAUCGUGCUUGAAAGAGGCCGGCGAGAUCGUCAAGGCCAAGUUGAAACCCGAGCAUCUGGUGGAGAUCGGCGAGCUCAUGAUGAUCAAGAAGGCCGCGACAAGAGAGAUUGAGCUGGGAGGCCCGGGCGAGCAAGGACUCCUCGACUGGCUGACCAAGGGCAAUGUCAUCUACAAGAGCGUCGGCAUGGGACUGUUAGAUCUAGUGGUUGCGGGCGAUCUCAUACGGAUGGGCAAGGGGAAAGACGUUGGCGUGACCAUUGAGGACUUCUAG